CUGAAGUCACCACAAGAAGCCAAGGUACCACCCGUUCGCCUCGCAGCAAUGGCGUCUCUCGUGGCCGCCUGCCUUCCUCAAGGAAUCGUCUCGCUGGCAGCGCGGCCCAGCAAGGAGCAGCUUGGCGUCAGGCGACAAACCUACCGGCUGCCGGUGACACGAGCUGCAGCCUCUCCUGAGGGCAGUGAGUCUUCAGCAGCCACUCAGACGCCUCCUGCUCCUGCUGGCGGUAGCGACAGCAGGGCCUCUGGGGACGUGUGCAAAGCUUGCGGCAGGGCAGAGAGGGUUGGAGGCUGCAAUGGGGAAGGUCGCAUUCAGGGUGGAGUGGGUGCGCUCCCAGGGUUCCAGUGGUUCCCGGUGAAGGUGUAUCGACCAUGCCCUGCGUUUGUUGAGGCCGGAGGGAAGUACAAGCGCCUAGGCCAAAGCCUGGAUGAAAUGGCGUUUGGUACGAAAGCUGAUGGGGAUGACAAGGACAUCUCUGAACGCCUCAAGGGGUAAUGGCAUGGCAAUACCAAGUUGUCACCAUUCCACCUGACUUUGGGAAAGAGCAUCCACGCUUGGGAUUCUCCCCCCCCCCCCCCCCCCCCCCUAUUAGCGAAUAUAGGAAAGUGAUUGCAGCAACCUCCAAUGUUGGUCAAACUUAAAAUAUGUGUGAAUACAUUUGGUUGUUAAACGGUCUUGUUAUCGUAGCACUUGUACUAACGAACGUUUAGUAAUGAAA
Closterium sp. NIES-67 is the source of this 721-nucleotide messenger RNA. NCBI's taxonomy places the organism in Eukaryota, Viridiplantae, Streptophyta, Zygnematophyceae, Desmidiales, Closteriaceae. The record is from the annotation of a GenBank genome assembly.